GGGCGGUUAAUGUGAUCCCUGGGGCUGGAACAGUUGGGUAAGGUGACCCUUUGCUGAGAAGUAGUCAUAAGUGGAGAAGUAGUCCUUCCUAGGAUAUACCCAGGAGCGCCAGCCUAGAGGGUGCAACCCUUAGAGGAGCAGCAUGAAGACCCUCACUCAGAAGACGAGGAAUAAUCCCCCCAUGGGAUGUGGUGAGGAGUCACGGGUGCCCGAGACAGCGUCGGACACAGGCUCCCCCAGCUGCCUUCACGUGUCUGCACAAGAGUGUGAGCAUCUAUGUGGGUGGAAACCACUGCUCAGGGGCAUCUAUCCCAGCGCUGAGCGUAGUGCUUUGCCUGGUGUAAACAUAAGAGAAAAAUAAAAUCCCCAGGGCACUUCCAGGUGCCUCCAGAAUCUAGAACAGAGAGCUCUGCUCUCAGAUGCCUCUCGGCAAGGCCUGUGCACAAACUGGCAAAACUCUGCUGCCCUCUGUCUUCGAAACGAAAACCUGUUCUCUGGGCUCCAACACUGGAAAACGAAACUUAAGAGGACAGCGACGCAUUUCAGGCUGAGAAACCGAAACUGAUGUGGUUUUUGCUUUUUUUUUUCUUUCUUCCUUCCCCUCUUGCCGCUUGCUUGCCGAGUACAACCGAGCUCCCCACUAGGCAUGGCUUCCCCGCCUCAAGGGAAGCAAACGGUGUCAGACGUCCGGACAUGGGAGCAGACAUUUCAAGAACUGAUGCAGCAGGAGAAACCUCGGGCCAGGUGGACUCUGAAGCUGGAUGGGAAACUCGAGCCAGAUUGCCUUGCAGAAGGGUGGAAGCAGUACCAGCAAAAAGGAUUUGGCAGGUUUCAGUGUUCCUCAUGCCAGCGAAGUUGGGCUUCUGCUCAAGUGCUUAUCUUAUGUCACAUGUACCUGGAGCACCAGAAGUCCCAGGGCCAGGUGAUUAUGCGGCUUUUUGCUCAGAGGUGCAAGAAGUGUUCCUGGUCUCGAUUUGAGGAUCCUGAGUUCUCCCCAGAGAGUACCAUGAGGAUUCUGAAAAAUGUGGUGCGGCGUAUUCUGGAGAAAUUCUACGGGAAUGGCUUUAGGAAGUUUCCAGAGCUACCCAUCAUCAAGGAGGUGCCUUUGGAUGGGUCCCAUGACACAAUCAAUUGUGAAGCAUGUACUCUGGGCUACUGUUUACUGAGGUCACGAAACAACACAACAGAGCCAUCAAUACCGCCAUUCUCCUGUACAGAUAAUAGGAGUUCCUCUUGUCACAUCGGUGACGUGUCCAGCCAAAACCAGGAGUGUGGGAAUUACUAUGGCUCUAAGGGGUCAGGGCCCAGCCAUACCACUACUGAGACCCAAGCACCUGGGGCAGGCACUCAGCCCAAAGGGGAGACUAGCAGACCACCCACCCCAAUGGCAGACAGGCAGACCACCCAGGGUGAUUCACAAACCACACAGGGAAAUUCACAAUUCACACAAGGGACAGCACAGUGGCAGACCACCCCAAUGGCAGACAGGCAGACCACACAGGGUGAUUCACAAGCCACACAGGUCCCCUGGAGGACAUACUCUGAGGUUCUAAAGAUGGCCCGCCAACAGUCUGCACAGCAGUCAUGCUCACAAGCCACAUGGAGGACAGACCCAAAGACCACGUCAGGGGCAAUCCUAAGGUUUACAUCAAGGUCACACACUCAGACUAUACACAGAACAGCCCCCUCUACCCUAGGGUCAAACCUAAAGCUCACACAGAGGACAGCCAGGUUUGUGACCAUCAGGGGAGCUCAAGCUGUCUGGGAAAGUUCAUCCGGAUUUUCUGUUCCAAACACCUGUCCCAUACAUUCUCGUUCAGUGCGACAAGAGGUUUUCUCUGACCCGGAUGUGUUUUUCUACUUCUGUGUUAUCUGUAUUAUUUUUUUCUUUACCUUUGCAAGCAAAUACUUGGAAGCAGAAAGAUCAAAAUAAGCUUGUCUUCUUUUCUUUUGUCUUAAUUACAUGGUAAGCAAUAAAUUGGUUGCCAUCUUGAUAUGACAUAGAAUGUGCUUUGAGACCAAGCAGGGUCAGGUUUGCUUGGUAUUAAAUGUUCUGUAACUAGAAUAAACACUAGUUUACUAGUUUCCUAGAUCUCCUUAGUGGAUAGUCUAAAGCAUAACCUAGCAAAUAAUUGACUUAAUAAUAAAUAUUUGUUGAAUAACUAAAAGCUCUUCAUUCAUUCAUGUACUCCUUCAUUUCUAUUAUCUAUCAUCUAUCUAUCUAUCUAUCUAUCUAUCUAUCUAUCUAUCUAUGAUAUCUUGACAUAUGUUCACAAGAACUGAGGGUCAUGAAUGAUAUCAGGAAGUUAUUGUGGUAGGUAAAAUAAUGGCCACCCCAAGAUAUCCAUGUUCUAAUUCCCAGAACCUGUGCAUAUGUUAUUUUACAUGGCAAAAAGGACUUUGUAGAUGUGAUUAAUGUAAGGAUCUUGAGAUGAGGAGCCUAUCCUGCUUUAUCUGGAUAGACCCAAUGUAAUCACAAUAGUCCUUAUAGGAGGGAGGCAAGAGUGUCAAAGUGGGCAAAAGGAAAUUUAAUGACGACAGCAGAGUUUGGAGUGAUGGGCUUGGAAGAUGGAGGAAGUGGCCAUGAGUCAAGGAACGCAGACACCUCUUAGAAGCUCAUAAAGACAAAGAAAUAGAUUUUCCUCCAGAGCCUUUGGAAGAAACUAGCUCUGCUGACACAUGACCUCAGCCCAGUGAGACUGCUUUUAAAACUUUGGACUUCCAGAACUGUAAGAUAAUAAAUUUGUGUUGUUUUAAGGCA
Nyctereutes procyonoides (raccoon dog) is the source of this 2761-nucleotide messenger RNA. RefSeq names its product receptor transporter protein 4 (gene RTP4). Gene Ontology annotation, molecular function: olfactory receptor binding. NCBI's taxonomy places the organism in Eukaryota, Metazoa, Chordata, Mammalia, Carnivora, Canidae. The transcript is spliced from 4 exons. The record is from RefSeq and is a predicted model, not a curated record. Gene Ontology annotation, biological process: protein insertion into membrane; detection of chemical stimulus involved in sensory perception of bitter taste; protein targeting to membrane. The coding region runs from base 647 to 1933 and encodes 428 amino acids. Gene Ontology annotation, cellular component: cytoplasm.